Molecule: messenger RNA, 3447 nt
Organism: Linepithema humile (Argentine ant)
Lineage: Eukaryota; Metazoa; Arthropoda; Insecta; Hymenoptera; Formicidae
Biological process (GO): transmembrane transport
Cellular component (GO): membrane
Molecular function (GO): monocarboxylic acid transmembrane transporter activity
Source: RefSeq, a predicted model, not a curated record
UCGUAAACGUUGGUGACACCUAUGAAACAUGCACCGCGAAAAGUACACGUGUGCGCGUACUCUGCGCCUAUACUGCAUCGAGAACGCGACUCACACGCAAACUAUCUUUCAACUCCACCGACAAGUCUCUUUAUCAUCUAUGGUUUCUGUUAUUUUCACAUGGAUCCGAACUGUCACUUCGGCGAAAUGGAUCGUCAAACCCUCAUCACUUUCGAGAGCAAGAGCUAUUUGUUCGCUAAAGGACACGGGAAAGAAUUUUAUCGGACACAUAUGAGCGAGCCGUAAAUCACGCGGAUAUCUAGCAAAGCAUGACGAUAAACAGACAAGACAAAAUGAGGCACAGCAGCUCCUGGCCCGAUCGUGCGCCGCAAACGGUGAAAAUGCGCGUCGAUCCCUUAUCUCGCGCCUUCACUAUCAUCCCGACGAGCCGCGAAACAGUAUAUCGAUUGGAACAAACUGCAACGCGAUCCAAUUGCCUGGAAGAAGUCAUCUUUUUAGACCGAUGCGCCCCUGGAGGAGUCGCGUCCGUGACGAUAAAACGAAGAUUAAUCGACGGGAAGGCAGUUAUAAAUAAGAAACCUGCGAAUUUCGCGGAAAAUUCAUCCGAGGCGAAUAAUGAGGCGAAGAGCGUGAAAGCCGCCCAUCGAUAUUUCAUGCCGCGCAGUCUUUCGUCACUCGAGACAAGUGCAGUUCGUCAAAACGCGAUUAUUAUGUUUGAAGAGAAUGUCUUUCGCAAUCAAACGAGAUGCAAAUCAGACUUUCUCGUAAGGACCGAUGAAGCGAAGAAAACGAGAGAUAUGCAAAAGACCUUCGCGCCGAGAAUUACAUCGGACAUGGAUUUCCAAAAGCUAUUUCCGAAAGAUCAACACGCGCAAAAGGAGCCCGGGAGUGCAUCCGCGCAACUGAUAAACGAAUUUCCCUCAGUCGCGCAGACCAACGCCUUUGAUGUUAUAACAAACAUUGCGGAUGAGAGAUUGCGCACGGCCAGCAUCGCGCAAGCAAAUAACUCGCAAACGCAGGAAGUGGAUGGAGCGGGGAAAAAUUGUCAGACCACCGCUUCAUCCGCGUCCUCCUUGUCGAGGCACACAUCAUCGCCACCGCACAUCAACGUGAUCGACUACGACGACUACGUGACAUCCGUUUCAUUCUCGUCGAAGGCGGAUCACGCCUGUUUCAAGUGCGCGUCCGAAGGUGUCCUUCGCUCGCGGAUCGAUCCCUUUCGUUCUCCCUCGCGAUGCAGGAAAAACGACAACGCGCGCGGCAUUCGACGCGAUGAUUCGAUCAGACGCGAAAAAAACGGAACGCGCGGCGUGCCUCGCGUCGACGAGCGUCAAAGCAAGGACAUCUGGCACGGGGAACGCCUAAUCGGUGCGGCAAGAAACGUGGAUGGGAAAAAGCCGGAGCAGCAAAAGAGAAACGGCGGCUCGCCGCCGGCGCGACUGCCACUGGACGUCAGGAAGGAAGCUACUCUCAGGCGACAUUAUUAUCCCGAAGGAGGCUGGGGCUACAUUAUUGUCACAUGCUCGAUGCUGGUGCAUUUCAUCGGGUUGGGUUUGCAGCUUGCCGCGCCCGGAUGCUGGCAUGUGAGCGCCGAGCAGAAGUUUCGACAUCCUCCGCUGCAUAGCGCAGGAUGGCUGGGUGCAAUGUCGACAAGUGUUGCCCUGCUGGUGUCGCCAGUAACAAUAGCGUUUUGCCGAAGAAAAAGCACGAGAGUCACGGCAGUUUUGGGCGGCUUAGUUACCGCACUCGGCUGUCUUUUUACUUCUUUCGCCUCGCAAUUUCACCAAUUGUUCUUCAGUUACGGCACUGUGGUCGGAAUUGGAGUUGGAAUGACACGAGACUGCAGCACUUUGAUGGUGGCUCAGUAUUUUAAGAGGAAGAGAGAAUUGGUCGAAAUUUUCAUUGUGUCGGGAAGCGGAUUGGGUAUAGCGGUCAUGUCUGCUUUUAUAAAAGGCGCAAUCACCAAAAUAGGAUGGCGACUCGGUCUUCAAGCUGUUACAGGAGUGGUCUUUCUCACUUUCAUUCUCGGUACUUUUUACCGCAGCGCUUCGCUGUAUCAUCCGCAGAGGAGAGCAAUCUUACACUUGAAGAAUCAAAAGCGCAAGAUAAAGGACAAGAAUAAGGUCGACGACAGGCCACCGUUUUUUGAUUUCAGCACGCUGAGGAGCAAAACAGUGAGAAUCCUCUUGGUGUCCACCGGAAUUUCGGCGUUCGGGAUCAACACUCCGAUAUUUUAUCUGGCGCAUCAAGCCGAGGAGGAAGGUCUCGGCGAUACGGUCGUCCUGCUACAAGCUUAUCUCGGACUAGCUUGGACUCUCGGUUGCGUGGCUUUCGGACUUUUGGUCGUUCAUCGCAGCGUCGAAUGCAGGAUAGCCCGCCAAUAUCUCACGCAAGCGGCUGUCUUUGUGUGCGGACUAUGCAUCCUCGCUCUCACCGCCGUUCAAGGAAAUUACCACGGAUACGUCAUGUUCGCUUGGAUUUACGGUAUCUUCUGCGGUGGCUAUCAUUACAGUUUAAAGAUGUAUACAUACGAAAGAGUGAGAGCACGAAACUUCGCCAGAACAUGGGGUUUUGUCCAGUGCUCCCAAGCAAUACCAAUUGCAAUCGGGGUGCCGAUAUCGGGAUACAUAAACGUGGGUUGUGGUGGUAAAGCUGGCUACUACUUCAGCUCCACGUGCGUUCUGGUCGGCAGUUUCACACUCUUUUUCAUCGAUUUGCAUAGAAGAAAUUUGUCCAAGCACAAACAUACCAGAGCUAAUGGCACAAAGCACAUAUGCGCAUCGGACAGCUGUCCUCAACGAAGGAGGCCGUCGUUCAGCCAGGAACCCGAGAACGAAGGACCUCACGUGGCCGCUGCCGGAGCGGCCGGAGCAACAGCCGCGGCGCUCGUCUUGGGAGCCGAUCUUACUCCAGCGCAGGGUGAACCAAUAGACGUCCUAGUAGCGGACAAACCGGAACUUACUUGCAUCUCAGAAGAGGGUAUCGCUGAUAUGGAUUUACCCGAUAAUCUACUGGAGGAGCUUGAUUACAUCGGCGAUUGCAUAACUUCGUGUAACAAGGUCGAGAAUUAUCUCAUGCUCUCGGAAUUCGAAAACAAUCUAAUAGCCGAAAUGCCAAUUAUAACGGACCGCCGUGGACGCAGGUGGUCUGUGGCGCGCUCCAAGACAAGUCACUCUAACUGUGGUCAGGCUAGUGGCAUGCAAUCAACGACUGACGAGGCAAACACCAAACCGAAAUGGCGUUUUACAAAUGUACCACAUAAUACUAAUACCAGAAUGAUCACUGUCAUCGACGAAGCUAGCGCGUAAUCUCGAGCAUGAAUAAUGCUCAAGGCGUCAUUAACUCUAAACUUGGCAAAAUUGAGAGUAUAAACGUAGGAGUAAAUUUAAAAUAAGAAAAAAUAUGAUAAAAUUGUGACGAUUUUCACAAUUGUGAAGAACAAAUGUA